This is a messenger RNA of Carassius auratus (goldfish), 3104 nucleotides long. Its product is annotated as serine/threonine-protein kinase Nek6-like. The transcript is spliced from 18 exons. The coding region runs from base 149 to 2881 and encodes 910 amino acids. Gene Ontology annotation, biological process: chromosome segregation; positive regulation of canonical NF-kappaB signal transduction; peptidyl-serine phosphorylation. Gene Ontology annotation, molecular function: ATP binding; protein serine/threonine kinase activity. The record is from RefSeq and is a predicted model, not a curated record. Lineage: Eukaryota; Metazoa; Chordata; Actinopteri; Cypriniformes; Cyprinidae. Gene Ontology annotation, cellular component: cytosol; centrosome; mitotic spindle.
CGCCUCGAAGUGUCGCCCCGCCCCGCCCCAUCGUCCAGACUGCACUCUGGGGUUACUCGCUUGGCAGGGUGUGACUCAAACUUGCGUGGCCCGUGACAUUGUCUGGAAACUGACCAAAGGGGCUUCGCAACAUUUUUCAGUCCUGUAAAUGUCUGAGGCACCGCGCUGGACAGAGCUACGCAAACAGAAAUUGGCAGAAUACCUUGCUGCAAAAGGCAGACUGAAAGCUCCUAAUCCAAAGCCGUAUCUCAAGGAGAAGAAACAUGCUGAAGAUGAGCAGAAGUCGAAGACCGUGACUACAGCGGAAGGAAAGGAGAACCGUGGCAUCAGAGGCACAAAUACAAAAGAAGUCAUGGCAUCAGAAGAGGGUGAUAAAAACACAUCCUCAAAAAAAGGACUUGGUAUCAGUUCGCUAGCCAAAGCCCAAACACAGCCGUCCAGUAAUUCCCAUAAUGCUGUUCGGGAAGGCCUUCGUGUUCUGAAGACGCAGAGCAACAAAACAGCUUCUCUUCAAACUCAGAAACCAGCUGCGCCGUUCAAGACGACUCGAUCACAAAGCCUUCAAAGUGUCCAACCGAAAGCUCAGACAGCGUCACAAUCCCAUUCUGCAAAGACAAGAAAGCCCAGUCUUGUGUCCAUCUGUAACCCUUCACAGUCUGGACGUGGCGUCUCAGUCCCCAGAUUCACAGAUCAGAGCCGCACCGUUCAGUCUACAAGGCCUUCAGCCAAGAAAUUACCUGAAACAAGCGUCAAAUCAAGCUCAGCUGCCAGUUCGACGACUCAAAGAGCAACGAAAGUGCAGGGAAACGGUGUUUCUAAAACCCAAGUGAAACCCACAGAACGACCCAGAAGUCUGAGUGCUGUGCACACCCGCAGUUCUCAAAGCAACCAGAAACCAAACCCAUCCACGAACACAUCCGACGUGAACCGGAGGAAGAAUACCUUCUCCGUCGAUGCCACUAAACCGAAAUCAAACCAAGCGACGAGAGCGAGCGCUGCUUCGACUCUCUCUAAACCUGCGGCUAGAGAAGCAGCAGCGGUCAGCAGAAAUAAAGGAACGAGCACCGCUGAUUCCACCAGACCGGCCGGCCGGAGCUCCAGGAGCUGUGUUCAGAUCGACAAGCCUGCGGAUCAGCUCCAGACUCCCAAAUCCAGACGGUGUCCCAGCGCUCAAGGAGUCCGGACCGCUCCUCUAGAUGAUGGACAGAAGAAGCCCACUGCAGCUCAGGAGGACAGACUGCGUAAGCUCCAGGAGUGGAGGGAGUCCAGGAGCAUCACGUAUAAACGCCCCCCCAUGCCCGUCCGGGUGGUCAGGAGGAAGACCGUUUCUACUCUUCCUCAGCCCUACUGGACUUCUAUAGAGAAUGAAGACGAGGUUCAUGACAUUGUCUUUGCUGUGGACCGAUCGCUGGAUGACUGCAUUGAAUUAUUACAGCAGGGUUUCCCGGCGGAGCGGGUCAGAGAUGUGCUGUCUCGGGUGCCAAUGGCACAGAAGUUUGCUAAAUACUGGAUCUGUCAGGCCAGACUAAUGGAAAGAGAGGGAAGCCCGGAGCUGCUGGCCAUGUUUCAGGAGGCCAUCCGUGUGGUCAGAGAGCCAGUGGAUGAGCUACGUUCUGUGGUUUUUGAGAUCCUGAAAAAGAGACAGAUUCAAGGUUCAUCUCUGACGCCAGAAGAGACUGGAGUGUGUGAUGAAGAGGACGGCGAUGACAUCAUACACACCCCGAAACCCAUCAGUGCCCUGAUCUCUGGAGCGAGGGGAGACUCGUCCGUCGUCAAGUACAAGAUCACAGCCACCCCUGGGGGUAAGAGGGGUCAGCGAGGAGCAGAAGCAGGACGAGUGGACGGUCACGAGAUCCGCUUCUUCACCCCGGUGCGCCGCUCGGUGCGGAUCGAAAGAAGCGCUCAGCGUUAUCCCACAGCGCUGCGGGAACACGAGCCCUGUGUGACCUCUCUCUGUGAGCUCGCAGCGGGGUUAGGGUUAGGUCUGGAAUGUCAUUAUGGAGCAGAACAGCCUUCAAGAUCAGAAUCAAAAUUACACAGUGCCGGAUAUGGAUUCUAUUCAUUGAUGUCAAACUUCCGCAUCGAGAAAAAGAUCGGCCGUGGUCACUUUAGUGAGGUCUAUAAAGCCACUUGUCUACUGGACAACCAGCAAGUGGCACUAAAAAAAGUAGAUUUCUGGGAAAUGAUGGAUGCUAAAGCCCGGCAGGACUGCAUUAAAGAGAUCGACUCGUUAAAGCAACUGAACCAUCCAAACAUCAUUAAGUAUUUGGACUCGUUUAUAGAAGGAAACGAGCUGAAUAUUGUUUUGGAGUUAGCAGGCGCUGGUGACCUUUCACAGAUGAUUAAGUAUUUUAAGAAAAAGCGGAAGUUGAUUUCUGAACGAGCGAUAUGGAAGUAUUUUGUGCAGCUGUGCAGCGCGCUGGAACACAUGCACUCACGCGGAGUCAGGCAUCGACAUAUAAAACCAGCCAACGUCUUCAUCACAGCUACUGGAGAGGUCAAACUCGGUGACCUUGGGCUAGAUCGAUUCUUUAGCUCCAGAUCUGCUGGGCCCUCUUUUGUUGGAAAUCCAUAUUACAUGUCUCCUGAGAGGAUUCAUGAUACCGCCUACAACUUCAAAUCACACAUCUGGUCCUUGGGUUGCUUGCUUUAUGAGAUGGCAGCUCUGCAGAGCCCCUUCUACAGCGACAAGAUGAACCUGCUCUCAUUGUGCCACAAGAUCGAACAGUGCGAUUACCCUCCUCUGCCUUCAGAGCACUACUCACAGAAGCUCAGAGAUCUGGUCAGUAUGUGCCUCAACCCAGAUCCUGACCAGCGGCCCGACAUCAGCUUCGUCCUGCAGUUCGCCAAACAGAUGCACGACCCUGCACGACCCGCUUAAAAUAGAACCGACACCCGACCCGCACCCGAAAUCAAAUCAGUUAAGCCAAUCACAUUAGACACACUUUUUUGGAAUUUUAUUGUCAGGUCAUACAGAUGUUAUUUAUGGAAAACUCUUUUUAAAAGAUAUUCGUUUUUCAUACAUUUUAUCUUAAUUUUGAUCAAUGUUUUAUCAAUCAUUGCCCGUAUUUAAUUAAUAAGAAGCAAAUAUAUAGCAGACAAUG